CGUGCUCCAUGGAGGUGUUUGACCCUGCCGAUCUGCCCGAACUGCUUAAGAUUUAUUACCGGAGGCUCUUUCCCUAUGCCCAAUACUACCGCUGGCUCAACUAUGGCGGAGUGAUAAAGAAUUACUUUCAACACCGUGAAUUUUCAUUCACAUUGAAAGAUGAUAUUUACAUUCGCUACCAAUCCUUCAACAACCAGAGUGAGCUGGAAAAAGAGAUGCAGAAAAUGAAUCCAUACAAGAUUGAUAUAGGUGCAGUAUAUUCCCACAGACCCAGUCAACACAGUACAGUGAAGCUGGGCGCUUUCCAGGCUCAGGAAAAAGAGCUGGUGUUUGACAUUGAUAUGACAGACUAUGACGAUGUGAGGAGAUGUUGUAGUUCUGCAGACAUAUGUUCUAAAUGUUGGACCCUUAUGACAAUGGCCAUGCGCAUCAUCGACAGAGCAUUGAAGGAGGACUUUGGAUUUAAGCAUCGUCUCUGGGUAUAUUCCGGAAGGAGAGGCGUUCACUGUUGGGUCUGUGAUGAAUCAGUUAGAAAACUGUCCUCUGCAGUGCGUUCUGGAAUAGUUGAGUAUUUGAGUCUCGUAAAGGGUGGUCCAGACAUUAAAAAGAAAGUUCACCUCAGCGAAAAAAUCCACCCUUUCGUCAGAAGAUCUAUAAAUAUAAUAAUAAGAUACUUUGAAGAAUAUGCCUUGGUUGGUCAAGAUAUUCUUGAAAAUAAAGAAAGCUGGGAUAAGAUUUUAGCCCUUGUUCCUGAAACAAUGCAUGAUGACCUUCAACAAGGCUUCCAGAAGUAUCACAGUUCGCUUCAGCGUUGGGAAUAUUUCAAGAAAGUAGCUGGUAGAUAUCAGAGUAACGUCAAAAAUGACAGAUAUGGACCCUGGUUAGAAUGGGAGAUCAUGCUCCAGUACUGUUUUCCACGGCUGGAUAUCAAUGUUAGCAAAGGAAUCAAUCAUUUGCUGAAGAGCCCUUUUAGUGUUCAUCCUAAAACAGGUCGCAUUUCUGUCCCUAUUGAUUUACAAAAAGUGGAUCAGUUUGAUCCAUUUGCCGUUCCAACUAUAAGCUCCAUCUGCCAUGAAUUGGAUAUCAUUUCCACGAAUGAAGAGGAAAAUGAAGCUGAAUCUGAUGUCAAACGUAGAACCAGAGAUUAUAAGAAGACCGGUCUCGCUCCUUAUGUGAAAGUUUUUGAGGAGUUUCUUGAAAAACUAGAUGAAUCCAGAAAAGGACAACUUCUCAAGAAGAGUGAUUUACAGAAAGAUUUCUGAAGGUAACAACUCCCCUCAAACCAAUACAGAUAUCUUCUUUCUUCAACCAAGGAUCAAAUACUUCAACAGUCAACAAAUAUG
Messenger RNA from Loxodonta africana (African savanna elephant), 1343 nucleotides. RefSeq names its product DNA primase subunit 1 (gene PRIM1). The record is from RefSeq and is a predicted model, not a curated record. Gene Ontology annotation, biological process: DNA replication, synthesis of primer. The transcript has 13 exons. Bases 9 to 1262 code for a protein of 417 amino acids. Gene Ontology annotation, cellular component: alpha DNA polymerase:primase complex. Lineage: Eukaryota; Metazoa; Chordata; Mammalia; Proboscidea; Elephantidae.